AUGGCGCCAGUGACGUACAUGGGUGAUGGUCAUUCUCAUGCAGCCGUCACAACAGACAGCGUCACAACAGAUCAUCACAACAGAGCGUCACAACAACGUCACAACAGACAGCACCACAGCAUACAGCACCAAAACAGACAGCACCACAACAGACAGCACCACAACAGACAGCGCUACAAGAGACAGCACCACAACAGACAGCACCACAACAAACAGUACCACAACAGACAGCACCAAAACAGACAGCGCCACAACAUACAGCGCUACAAGAGACAGCACCACAACAGACAGCAUCACAACAGACAGCACCAAAACAGACAGCACCACAACAUACAGCGCUACAAGAGACAGCACCACAACAGACAGCAUCACAACAGACAGCACCAAAACAGACAGCACCACAACAGACAGCGCUACAAGAGACAGCACCACAACAGACAGCAUCACAACAGACAGCACCAAAACAGACAACGCCACGACAGACAGCACCAAAACAGACAACGCCACGACAGACAGCACCAAAACAGACAGCACCACAACAGACAGCGCUACAAGAGACAGCACCACAACAGACAGCAUCACAACAGACAGCACCAAAACAGACAGCACCACAACAGACAGCGCUACAAGAGACAGCACCACAACGGACAGCACCACAACAGACAGCACCAAAACAGACAACGCCACGACAGACAGCACCAAAACAGACAGCACCACAACAGACAGCGCUACAAGAGACAGCACCACAACAGACAGCAUCACAACAGACAGCACCAAAACAGACAGCACCACAACAGACAGCGCUACAAGAGACAGCACCACAACAGACAGCAUCACAACAGACAGCAUCACAACAGACAGCACCAAAACAGACAGCACCACAACAGACAGCGCUACAAGAGACAGCACCACAACAGACAGCACCACAACAGACAGCAUCACAACAGACAGCACCAAAACAAACAACGCCACGACAGACAGCACCAAAACAGACAGCACCACAACAAACAGCACCACAACAGACAGCACCACAACAGACAGCACCACAACAGACAGCAUCACAACAGACAGCAUCACAACAGACAGCACCACAACAGACAGCACCACAACAGACAGCACCAAAACAGACAACGCCACGACAGACAGCACCAAAACAGACAGCACCACAACAGACAGCACCACAACAGACAGCACCACAACAGACAGCGCUACAAGAGACAGCACCACAACAGACAGCAUCACAACAGACAGCACCAAAACAGACAGCACCAAAACAGACAGCACCACAACAGACAGCACCACAACAGACAGCACCAAAACAGACAGCGCCACGACAGACAGCACCAAAACAGACAGCACCACAACAGACAGCACCAAAACAGACAGCACCACAACAGACAGCACCAAAACAGACAGCACCACAAUAGACAGCACCACAAUAGACAGCACCACAAUAGACAGCACCAAAACAAAGAGCACCACAAUAGACAGCACCACAACAGACAGCGCAACAGCACCACAACAGACAGCACCAAAACAGACAGCACCACAACAGACAGCACCAAAACAGACAGCACCACAACAGACAGCACCACAACAGACAGCACCACAACAGACAGCACCAAAACAGACAGCACCACAAUAGACAGCACCACAAUAGACAGCACCACAAUAGACAGCACCAAAACAAAGAGCACCACAAUAGACAGCACCACAACAGACAGCACCAAAACAGACAGCACCAAAACAGACAGCGCCACGACAGACAGCACCAAAACAGACAGCACCAAAACAGACAGCACCACAAUAGACAGCACCACAACAGACAGCACCACAAUAGACAGCACCAAAACAAAGAGCACCACAAUAGACAGCACCACAACAGACAGCGCAACAACAGACAGCACCACAACAGACAGCGCCACAACAGACAGCGCCACAACAGACCGCCACAACAGACAACACCACAGCAGACAGCGCCACAACAGACAGCACCACAACAGACAGCACCACAACAGACAGCACCACAACAGACAGCGCUACAAGAGACAGCACCACAACAGACAGCAUCACAACAGACAGCACCAAAACAGACAGCACCAAAACAGACAGCACCACAACAGACAGCACCACAACAGACAGCACCAAAACAGACAGCGCCACGACAGACAGCACCAAAACAGACAGCACCACAACAGACAGCACCAAAACAGACAGCACCACAACAGACAGCACCAAAACAGACAGCACCACAACAGACAGCACCAAAACAGACAGCACCACAACAGACAGCACCAAAACAGACAGCACCACAAUAGACAGCACCACAAUAGACAGCACCACAAUAGACAGCACCAAAACAAAGAGCACCACAAUAGACAGCACCACAACAGACAGCGCAACAACAGACAGCACCACAACAGACAGCACCACAACAGACAGCACCAAAACAGACAGCACCACAAUAGACAGCACCACAAUAGACAGCACCACAAUAGACAGCACCAAAACAAAGAGCACCACAAUAGACAGCACCACAACAGACAGCGCAACAGCACCACAACAGACAGCACCAAAACAGACAGCACCACAACAGACAGCACCAAAACAGACAGCACCACAACAGACAGCACCACAACAGACAGCACCACAACAGACAGCACCAAAACAGACAGCACCACAAUAGACAGCACCACAAUAGACAGCACCACAAUAGACAGCACCAAAACAAAGAGCACCACAAUAGACAGCACCACAACAGACAGCACCACAACAGACAGCACCAAAACAGACAGCACCAAAACAGACAGCGCCACGACAGACAGCACCAAAACAGACAGCACCAAAACAGACAGCACCACAAUAGACAGCACCAUAACAGACAGCACCACAAUAGACAGCACCAAAACAAAGAGCACCUCAAUAGACAGCACCACAACAGACAGCGCAACAACAGACAGCACCACAACAGACAGCGCCACAACAGACAGCGCCACAACAGACCGCCACAACAGACAGCACCACAGCAGACAGCGCCACAACAGACAGCACCACAACAGACAGCGCCACAACAGACAGCGCCACAAUAGACAGCGCCACAACAGACACCGCCACAACGGGCAGCAUCACAACGGUACAAGUGCUCAGUGCAGCAGCAAAGUAAUAAGCCAGCUGUGAGGCACUGGCUGAGUCGGGGCAUGCAGAAGCAGCCUGUAGUGCUCCGUGGUGCCGCCAAAAACUGGGCACUUCUUGUCUAUCUUAGGCCCGC
Messenger RNA from Scylla paramamosain (green mud crab), 3268 nucleotides. RefSeq names its product GATA zinc finger domain-containing protein 14-like. Bases 1 to 3177 code for a protein of 1058 amino acids. The record is from RefSeq and is a predicted model, not a curated record. The transcript is spliced from 2 exons. NCBI's taxonomy places the organism in Eukaryota, Metazoa, Arthropoda, Malacostraca, Decapoda, Portunidae.